AUAUCGCAGACUCCUAUCUGCAUAUUGCCAGGCCCAAUGUAGAAACCACGCCCACAAUCACAGGCACGUGUAUUUUUCGAGAAAAUAUUGAAGUGACCCCCGACCAGGAAAUGUAGGAAAGGGCCGGUCAUGUUUAAGUCACCUUUAAGGUCUUUGCAGGGCAGCCGCUUUCACCCCAAACUUAGUAUGUGAAUCCUGAAACUGACGCGGCCCGUUGUUUUCCAGUUCGCAGUGACUUAAGUUCAGGAGCUGGCUAAGACGUCCGUCCUUAAAACCUCGGGUGGGAUGAAAACCAGCAGACCCCGUAGAGAGCUCCCCGAAUAUUCGAAACUGAUAAGCCGUGACAAGAAGUGGCCAUUGAGACACGCCAUAAGGAAAAGAAAUGGAAACGUGGGACAAUAAACCAAAUGCUGCAGUCAUUGGAGGUGUCAUCGCAGCCGGGCUUGUUCUGGUUUGUCUGCUCGCCGUAAUCCUCCGGUAUCUUUACCGUCACAAGGGCACCUACCACACUAAUGAGGCCAAAGGAACCGAGUUUGCAGAAAAUGCGGACGCCGCCCUUAAAGCCGACCCCACAUUAAAGGAGGCUGUGGACGAGAGCAAGAAGGAGUACUUCAUCUGAGUGGAACCCUCGGCCUGUACACCCGGUGCUUUUCUUGUGUUUAUGUAUAUAAAAGGACAUGGUGGGAAAUAACCACAGGGGGCCGGGGGAUGA
Molecule: messenger RNA, 712 nt
Organism: Erpetoichthys calabaricus (reedfish)
Lineage: Eukaryota; Metazoa; Chordata; Cladistia; Polypteriformes; Polypteridae
Product: glycophorin-C-like
Cellular component (GO): membrane; cortical cytoskeleton
Source: RefSeq, a predicted model, not a curated record